CACGACAGUUAGUCUAUAUACCAAAAUAUCAAGGCGAAACAUCACCGGUUUUAGUUGUCUGAGGACAAUCUAUAUAUGAAAUACUAAAUACGGUACCUGGGGUUGCAGGUCAGCCAUUAUUAAUAUCGCUCUAGAUUCCAGUCAUCUAUUAAUGGCCCCGUUUCUACCGGCAGACACCAUCAUGCUCGUGUUCCAGUCAAAUGAAUCAUUCUGCGGCACAUCAAGAAUUAAAGAUUAACCAGCACUGCAGUCCCUCCUGUUUCAAUGCAGGGGGGCGUAUGGUAUAAAUUCUGGGAGAGCAGCGCUGAAUUAUCUACAGCUGAGAACCUCACACUGUUGCUGGAACUGAAGUGUGAGCUCUAACAAAAUGAAGCUUCUCUUAUUACUUUUCCUGUGUGUUGUUGGAACUCUCGCACAAGAUGAUUAUGAUGAUUAUGGAGCGGAAGGAAAAAAAGAGCUUAAAGCAACCGUAGAUCCCAGGGGUCAUCGUCCUGUCAGUAGAGGUCGUGAGACGUACUCCUCAGGCCCUGCAGCCCCACCCCCCGUCAGUGGGGGAAGCCGUUAUCGUGGACGACCAACUGCAGCGCCGGUGGGGAAAGUUACGCAAGAGAAGGAAGAGUACCCAGAAUCGGGUGGAUGUUCCCACAUGUCUGAGAAAAUGGGAGUGUUGUGUCCCACAGGUUGUGAGCUGAAGAAAACCCUCCUAAAGCAAGAACGUAACGUGAAGCCAACUGUAGAUCAGCUGAAACGAUCUGUGGAUGAGUUGACCCAGUCCACCAACUCUAUCUAUGGCUACGUCAUGGAUAUGACUGCAGAAGUAGCACAAAGACAACGAGUCAGCGAGGGCAAUGGUUUGGUGGUUGAUCAGUACACAGAAAGUCUAGAGACACAGCAUGCUUAUGUUAAGGAGGCUGUGGACGUCACCUUCCCCCAGAAUAUCAAAAUCCUACAGGCUGUGCUGGAGAAGGUCCGUGAGAAGAUUCAGCGUUUGGAGAAAGCCAUCACUACUCAGAGAGCCAAGUGCCAAGCGCCUUGUAAAGUCAGCUGCCCGAUUCCUGUGGUUUCCGGCAAGGAGUGUGAGGACAUUAUCCGCAAAGGAGGAGAGGACUCACAGAUGUACCUCAUACGGCCUGAUCCGCUCGGUACACCCUACAAGGUCUUCUGCGAUCAGACGAGUCAAAAAGGAGGUUGGGUGGUCAUCCAGAACCGAAUGGACGGCAGUGUUGAUUUUGGCAGGCGCUGGGACGACUACCGAAGAGGUUUUGGAAACAUUGCAUUUGAUGUGGGCAAAGGCCACUGCCAGACUCCUGGCGAGUACUGGUUGGGUAACGAGCGUAUUAGUCAGCUUACAAAGAUGGGUCCCACCGAGCUUCUGGUUGAAAUGGAAGAUUGGUCCGGUUCAAAGGUCUACGCUCAGUACGAGCAGUUCACUGUUCAGGGCGAAGCCACCAACUACAUCCUAGCGGUUGGUCGUUACUCAGGAACAGCUGGAAACACGUUCUUAGAUGGCGCAACAGAACUGUUUGGAGAAAACCGUACCAUGACCAUCCAUAAUGGCAUGAUGUUCAGCACCUAUGACAGAGAUAAUGACAAAUGGAUACCAGGAGAUCCUUCUAAGCAGUGUUCAAAGGAAGAUGGAGGCGGAUGGUGGUACAACAGAUGCCACUCUUGUAAUCCUAAUGGGCGAUACUACAGGGGUGGAGCUUAUACGAAAUACAUGGCCAAGCAUGGGACAGAUGAUGGCAUAGUGUGGAUGAACUGGAAGGGCUCAUGGUAUUCGCUCAAAUCUAUCAGCAUGAAGAUCAGACCUUACUUCAAAUCAUGAUAAAAGUGAAUUGAAAUGAGAUACUGUGUGUCCAUUCUUGUGUACAUUCUCGUCCAAUGCAACUCCUUUUUUUUUGAAAUAGGAAGAUAAUAAAACCUGAACCUAAAUUUUUAGCUAUUAUUUGUAUUUGCGAACUUCGGAACUGUGUUAUUGGAAGUUUUUAAAAAGGAAUAUAUGCAAAACAGUGUAACAAGAUGGAUACACAAUCAUCCUAAUUCUCAUUAAAGCUGACCUAAAAUACAUUAAA
Molecule: messenger RNA, 2072 nt
Organism: Pimephales promelas (fathead minnow)
Lineage: Eukaryota; Metazoa; Chordata; Actinopteri; Cypriniformes; Leuciscidae
Gene: fgb
Product: fibrinogen beta chain
Biological process (GO): positive regulation of heterotypic cell-cell adhesion; blood coagulation, common pathway; protein polymerization
Cellular component (GO): fibrinogen complex
Molecular function (GO): extracellular matrix structural constituent; protein-macromolecule adaptor activity; signaling receptor binding
Source: RefSeq, a predicted model, not a curated record